UCCCAUAAUAUUGGUUUGUGGCCAUUCCGUUGCUUUGUUUGGUUCCUUCUGAGUGAACUGUCAUAAACUAAAAUUUGGUGGGGUUCUUCUUAUGAAAGUUAAUAUAAAGGCUUCGACUGGAGGGAAGUAUACCAUUUCUGUUGAAGACCUGAGCGAAACUGUGGGUUCCUUCAAAGGCCGUUUAGCAGAACUAUGUGGAAUUCCUGCAGAGAAUCAGCGUCUUAUUUUCAAGGGUCAUAUAUUGAAGGAUGUUCAGACUAUGAACGACUUGAAAGAGAAGCAUGGCCUUGAAGAUGGUCAGACAAUGCAUUUAGUUCGAGGAGCAGGUGCAAGUGGAGGACCCAACAACACAACCUCUUCAAAUAGUGGAGUUCAACCAAACACAGCUUCUCAUAACCAGUCCUUGGGAUCUUCUUCAGGGAAUUGGAAUACUUUUAGUACUUCACAAACAACAUCGGGUAGCAAUGCACAACCUUUUAAUAUGUUUGGAGGCAAUUCUACUCCAAGUGGAACUAAUUCUUCAGGACUUCCGAAUAUGGAAUCCUUUGGAAAUAUGGCCAAUGUACAACAGCAACUGAUGCAAAAUCCGGAACUUAUGAGACAAGUUAUGAACUCUCCUAUGAUGCAAUCUCUUUUACAGAAUCCAGAACUUAUGCGCUCUAUGAUGAUGAACAAUCCUCAAAUGAGACAACUUAUGGAACAGAAUCCAGAAUUAUCUCAUGUCAUGAAUGAUCCACAAGUACUGAGACAAGCUAUGGAAAUGGCAAGUAAUCCUUCUCUUAUGGCUGAAAUGAUGAGAAAUACAGAUAGAGCAAUGGCCAAUAUUGAAAUGAUGCCUGGUGGAUUUGAUGCCUUGAGACGUAUGUAUUCCAAUAUUCAAGAGCCACUUUAUCAGUCAGCCUCUGAGAUGACUGGAAAUAAUGAAAGUACAGACAAUACAUCCGAAGCAACUGCACCAACAUCUCAAAGUAACCAUUUUACAGCUUUGAAUAACGACAACAACAAUAAUCACAAUAAUGCUUCAACCAAUUCUGGAGCAACUUUCAAUCCUUUUGGAACGUCUUUUCCUGCUGUCGAUCCGAAUACGAUGGCAACUCUUUUAGAGAAUCCUGGUGUGCAACAAAUGUUACAAAAUAUGUUUUCAGACCCUUCAACCGUAGAAUCAGUUCUAAUGAGCAAUCCUCAGCUUCGACAAAUGGUGGAAUCUAAUCCUCAGAUGAUGAAUAUGUUGAGAAAUCCCGACUUUCUGAGGACUAUGUCCAAUCCUCAAUUUCUGCGCACUAUGUUUCAGUUACAACAAGCCUUUCAAUCGUCUACCAAUCCAAAUACGGCAACAUUUCCUUCAUCCACCAAUAGUAAUAACAUGAGUAGUACGACUUCUACAAAUACUUUCCAAUCCAACCCUACUGUUAGUUCUACACCAGACAUGAGUUCGUUAUUUUCCUUUUUGGGCUCGUCAUCCUUUGCCAAUAAUGCAUCGUUUGUUGAUCCAGCAAUUGCGAAUAUGAAUGAAGAACAGUUGGAACAACACUUUCAUAAUCAGUUGGAACAGUUGAGAGAAAUGGGCUUCUUAGAUAAGCAAAUGUGUUUGGAAGCACUCAAGUAUACCAAUGGCAAUGUUGCUGCAGCAGUAGAAAGAUUAUUGAAUCAGUUUGGUGGCUAAGAUAAAUGUUAUGCUUUCAAA
This is a messenger RNA of Galdieria sulphuraria, 1684 nucleotides long. RefSeq names its product ubiquilin. The transcript is spliced from 3 exons. Gene Ontology annotation, biological process: ubiquitin-dependent protein catabolic process. Gene Ontology annotation, cellular component: cytosol. The record is from RefSeq and is a predicted model, not a curated record. Gene Ontology annotation, molecular function: polyubiquitin modification-dependent protein binding. NCBI's taxonomy places the organism in Eukaryota, Rhodophyta, Bangiophyceae, Galdieriales, Galdieriaceae. Bases 92 to 1663 code for a protein of 523 amino acids.